AUGGAAACAAGAAAUCAAACAGGAGUCACAAACUUCCUCCUCCUGGGAUUCACAGAUAACCCUGGCCUUCAGUCCCUCCUCUUUGGGCUGCUCCUGCACUUGUACCUGAUCACCAUCACAGGGAACCUGUUCAUCAUCCUGGCUGUCAUCUCAGACUCCCACCUCCACACCCCCAUGUACUUCUUCCUCUCCAACCUGUCCUUUGCUGACAUCAGUUUCACCUCCACCACCGUCCCCAAAACACUAGUGAACAUCCAGACUCAGAACAAAGCCAUCACCUUUGCAGGCUGCGUCACACAAAUAUUUUUCUUCAUUAUGUUUGGGUGCCUGGACAAUUUAUUACUGACAGUGAUGGCCUAUGACCGCUUUGUGGCCAUCUGUCACCCACUGCACUACGUGGUCAUCAUGACCCCACGGUUCUGCGGGCUGAUGGCUUUGGGGUCCUGGUUGAUGAGUUUCAUGGGAUCCCUGUCUGAGACUUUGACUGUUCUGACACUGUCCUUUUGUGAAAACACAGAAAUCCCACACUUUUUUUGUGAUCUCCCUGAAGUCCUGAAGCUUGCAUGUUCUGAUACCUUCACCAAUAACUUAGUGGUGUAUUCUGUGACCAUCAUCCUAGCUAUUUUUCCUCUUAGUGGAAUUCUUUUCUCUUAUUCUCAGAUUUUCUUCUCCAUACUGAGAAUCUCAUCUGCAGGGGGCAAAUACAAAGCCUUUUCCACCUGUGCAUCUCACCUCUUGGUGGUCUCCUUGUUCUAUGGCACAGGUCUUGGGGUUUACCUCAGCUCUGUAGCCACACCAUCCUCUAAGAUGAGUCUGAUCGCCUCAGUGGUGUACACCAUGGUCACCCCCAUGCUGAAUCCCUUCAUCUACAGUCUGAGGAACAGGGACAUGAAGGGUGCUCUGGGGAGACUCCUUGGCAAGAUGGGGCUUCUCAGUGAACAGGACAUAGCAGGACUCUGA
This is a messenger RNA of Fukomys damarensis (Damara mole-rat), 960 nucleotides long. Its product is annotated as olfactory receptor 7C2. Gene Ontology annotation, biological process: G protein-coupled receptor signaling pathway. NCBI's taxonomy places the organism in Eukaryota, Metazoa, Chordata, Mammalia, Rodentia, Bathyergidae. The transcript has a single exon. The record is from RefSeq and is a predicted model, not a curated record. Gene Ontology annotation, molecular function: G protein-coupled receptor activity; olfactory receptor activity. Gene Ontology annotation, cellular component: membrane. The coding region runs from base 1 to 960 and encodes 319 amino acids.